GCGCUCUGGUUGCGCUUCAUCAGUGAAGAUAGAAAAAAGCCGCAUAUGCGAGGGAAUGAACGCAAACUUUGAGGGCUUCGCACGCGCGUAUGACUGGUAACAUUUAACCUUUUAACGAGCGUUUAAUGUUCGUGUAGAAUGACAGUCAGAUAGUAUGGAAAACCAUUAACAGAAGUUUUGCGAGCUUCGAGGAAACUCUGGUAAUUCGGAGGCUGGACAUGACUGCAGAUGGUCAAAUCGUCUCUAAGUUUACUCUGGUAAAACUGGAGAAUGGAAAUAAAAACCACGGGUCAGUUAAACAGGGGCUCCUGGAUGGAUGUGUGCCUUUCUCUCAUCAGGUGGCCGGACAUAAAUGCGGGAUCAAUAACACUGGUGUUUUGAAGCAUCCUGAUGGAACAAUCCUGAAACAGCUCCAGCCUCCUCCGAGAGGCCCAAGAGAAAUGCACUUCUACACACAGGUAUAUGCUAAAGACUGCACAGACACAAGGCUACUAGAGCUUCAGCAAUAUCUCCCUAAGUUUUACGGCACAUGGGCACCACGAGAGUCACCACAUGAGCUGUAUCUGAAGCUAGAGGAUGUGACGACGAGGUUCUUGCGGCCCUGCAUCAUGGAUGUGAAGAUCGGAAGGAGAAGCUACGAUCCAUUUGCGUCAAAAGAAAAGCGUGAAGAGCAGAUCAACAAGUAUCCUCUAAUGGAAGAGAUCGGGUUCCUGUUACUGGGCAUGAGGGUGAGACAACGUUUGUGUACCAAUCAUUCGGACAGUUACAUUACGCAUGACCAGUUCUAUGGGCGCAGUCUGGGAAAGGACACCAUUAAAAAUGGCCUGACCAGAUUCUUCCACAAUGGCCAAGAUUUACGACGACGUGCGAUUUCCCUGAUCAUCUCUAAAAUCCGACGCAUCCUCCGCUGGUUUGAGACUCAGACUCAGCUGCACUUCUACGCCAGUUCUCUGUUACUGGUGUAUGAAGGCUCUUCUCACACACUCGACGAACAGAAACACAAGCAAACACAGCAUCAGCCGCAGAACAACUCCAGCUCCCAUCAGAGCCGCUCAACACACACACCGAACACUAACGGGACACUGGGAGGAGCAGGAGGAGACGACGACGGGGAUGUUGGGAUUGAGGAUAAGAAGCAGUUUGGACAGGAGGAGGCAGUGGAGGUGAGGAUGAUUGAUUUCGCUCAUGUGUUUCCCAGUGACACUGCGGAUCAGAGCUACAUGUAUGGACUGAGGAACCUUCUUGCUGCUUUAGAACUAAUUUUGAAGGAAUGAUAUCUGUCCUGCUCAGAGACUACAGUCGAUCUCGUUCUCUCUCUCUCGAUUCAAUUCAAUUCACUUUACUGGCAUGACAUACAGUUGAAGUCAGAAUUAUUAGCCCCCCUAAAUUAUUAACCCCACUGUUUAUUUUUCCCCCAAUUUCUGUUUAACAAUUUUUUUUCAACUCAUUUCUAAACAUAAUAGUUUUAAUAAGUCAUUUAAUAGCUGAUUUUUUUAAAUCUUUGCCAUGAUGACAGUAAAUAAUAUUUGACUAGAUAUUUUUAAGACACUUCUAUACACCUUAAAGUGACAUUUAAAGGCUUAACUAGGUUAAUUAGAUUAACUAGGCAGGUUAGGGUAAUUAGGCAAGUUAUUGUAAAAUGAUAGUUUGUUCUGUAGACUAUCGAAAAAAUAUAGCUUAAAGGAGCUAAGAAUUUUGACCUUAAAAUGGCUUUUAAAAAAUUAAAAACUGCUUUUAUUCUAUAGCCGAAAUAAAACAAAUAAAGACUUUCUCCAGAAGAAAAAAUAUUAUCAGACACACUGUGAAAAUUUACUUGCUCUGUUAAACAUCAUUUGGGAAAUAUAAAAAAAAAAAAAAAAAUCAAAGGGGCUAAUAAUUCUGACUUUAACUGUACAUAUAAACAAUUGUUAAUAACAAUUAAAUUAAACUAAAUACAAAUGAAAAACUGGAUUUUGUUUUCUUGAACCUUUGAAAUAUGGAGUUUACUGUAUAAUAAAGAUUGGCUGCAAAGGUGAGAAUAAUUGACUAAAAAUGAUAUGUAGCUCAGGGAAAAUGAUCAUUUUUCGGAGCUGUUAAAAUGCACUUGCACAGAGUUAUUGACAUCUCCUAAUGAUUGCAUUUCUGCUGAAAAUAAUUUUUUUUUAUUUUAAAAAUGAGAAUCUAGUUAUUACGCUUUUAUUUGUUGUUAUUUUAACAAUUUGUUUACCAGUGUUGUCCAUUUCCUUGCUGCCAAAAAAUUUGAAUUUGAAGUGUGAAUUUGAUAAUGUAUGGGUGUUUUCCAGUACUGGGUUGUGGCUGGAAGAGCAUCCACUGCAUAAAGCAUAUGCUGGAAUAGUUGGCGGUUCAUUCCGCUGUGACCACCUCUGAAAUAGAGACUAAGCCAAAGGAAAAUGAAUGAAUUAAUGAAUGUAUUAAAACAAUGUAUGAAAUCUUGGAAAUGUAUGAAAGCAAUUUAUUACAUUAUUAUUGAUCUUAGAAUGUUUAUUGUUUAAUAUUAUAAGCCAUUUCUCAAAGAACUUGAUGAUUGUUUUUCAAAUAAAGUUGAUAUGAUACCAUAAAUGCCAUUCAUUUUUUAUCUUCUGCUUAAAAAGCGAUUAGAUUCAGUGCUGAAUGGCAGUGAUUGUUUGUUUUUUAAAUCAU
This is a messenger RNA of Danio aesculapii, 2640 nucleotides long. RefSeq names its product inositol polyphosphate multikinase a (gene ipmka). Gene Ontology annotation, molecular function: inositol-1,4,5-trisphosphate 3-kinase activity; inositol tetrakisphosphate kinase activity. The transcript is spliced from 6 exons. Gene Ontology annotation, cellular component: nucleus; cytoplasm. Lineage: Eukaryota; Metazoa; Chordata; Actinopteri; Cypriniformes; Danionidae. The record is from RefSeq and is a predicted model, not a curated record. The coding region runs from base 219 to 1274 and encodes 351 amino acids. Gene Ontology annotation, biological process: inositol phosphate biosynthetic process.